Molecule: messenger RNA, 1652 nt
Organism: Gossypium arboreum
Lineage: Eukaryota; Viridiplantae; Streptophyta; Magnoliopsida; Malvales; Malvaceae
Exons: 6
Coding region: 1-1431 (476 amino acids)
Cellular component (GO): chloroplast envelope
Source: RefSeq, a predicted model, not a curated record
AUGAGUGUAGCAGCAACGGUGUUUCAGUACUACUUUCAACAUAUACCAAAUGGAAUCGCCAUUAGCAGAAACACCCAAAGUCGUCGAACCUAUAAUGAUUUUUCCCAUCCCAGUUCCGGUCACCGGAAUCUAACUCUAGCGACCACCGUCCCCCAUGCUUUUUCUCUUUCCGGCUCCGGCGCCGGUGCCCAAUACUCGUCAGCAGGCGAAUUAGUGGAUACCGGAAGGAACGAGAGAAAGAAGAGAAUUGCAGGCGUUGAUCAAGAUGAGUUGUUGGAUCCAAAACAGUUAGCUGAUCCAGACAGUUGCUUUUGUGAAUUUCAAGGGGUCGAAAUUCAUCACAAGCUAUAUGAACCGGAGUCACGUUCUUUGGAUAACUCCUUAUAUGGCCAACACGAGGCUCAAACACCAUCGUUGGAGCUCGGUCUUCCUAUGAUUCUUCUACACGGUUUUGGAGCUUCUGUUUUCUCGUGGAACAAAGUUAUGAAGCGUUUGGCAAGCCUCACAGGCUCCAAAGUUCUUGCCUUUGAUAGACCGGCAUUCGGCUUAACUUCGAGACACAACACUUUCGAGACUCAAUCUAGUGAUGCAAAACCUUUGAAUCCUUACUCCAUGGCAUUUUCGGUGUUGGCUACCUUAUACUUCAUCGAUUUCUUGGCUGCUCAAAAGGCAAUUCUGGUGGGGCAUUCUGCCGGUUCUCUUGUAGCAGUUGAUGCAUAUUUUGAAGCUCCCGAACGUAUUGCUGCUUUGAUACUCGUUGCCCCGGCAAUAUUAGCUCCCCGUGCUAUUCCUAAGGUUGUUGACAUUAAAGGAGACGGAUUGGACUCGAACGAUCAGGGGAAGCCGCAGUUCAAACUUUUCGAAAUUUUGCACAAGUUCAUCAAAUAUGUCACACAAUCAAUAGCACAAAUGAUGAAACGUAUGGUGGAUAUGCUCAAUUCUCUUUAUAAGAAAGCGCUUUUGUCUGUUCUUCGAUCCGCCUUCGCUGUAAUGCUGGUAAGGAUGAUAAUCGAUAAAUUCGGUGUUGCUGCUGUAAGGACUGCAUGGUAUGAUUCUAAAAAAGUCGAUGAACACAUCAUAGAUGGCUAUACGAAGCCAUUGAGAACUAAGGGUUGGGAUAAAGCUCUUGUAGAAUUCACUGCAGCAAUGCUUGCAAAAGGCGAGUCUGAAAUGAAGCCACCAUUGUCGAAACGACUGCACGAAAUCUCCUGCCCUGUUCUGAUUGUUACGGGCGACACCGAUCGAAUAGUUCCUUCUUGGAAUGCCGAGAGACUUUCACGAGCCAUUCCUCAUUCGAAGCUCGAAGUAAUUAAGAAUUGCGGUCACUUGCCUCACGAGGAAAAGGUCGACGAGUUCGUUAGAGUGGUCGAGAAGUUUCUGCAACGAGCUUUCGGUGGUUUAGAGGAACCAUCUCUACAAGCAGUAACCUGAAAUCUGUAUUAGGAUAACAUCAUGUCUCUUAGAAUUAGACAUCACUGUGUUCAUGUUAUAGAAUACAUCAUGUAUGUAGAUGCUGAACAUUUUGUAAACAAUGGCGGAUGGCCAUUGAAUGAAUUCUCUUAACGAUAGCAUUGUAAAACAUAGUAAUGGAGGGAAGUAUUGUCCCCUACCCAUGGAUGCCUAAAAUAAACUCGAAAAAUGAAUGAUAGAAA